CUGAGCGAGGAGUUCGGCACGCCCAACUCCCUGGAGGCCGACAUGAGGGGCCUGUCGGACUACAUGUGCUACUACGACGCCCUGCUCAGCUUCUCCUCCGACGCGGAGCUGGUGGAGAGCUUCAACGGGGGAGGAGGUGGAGGAGGAGGUGUCGUUGUGGCGGCGGGUGGCGUCGGGGGAGGGCCGGCUUCGCCCGACGAGGACCUGAGGGCCCACAAGGCCGUGCUGUCGGCCCGCUCGCCGUUCUUCCGGAACCUUCUGCAGCGGCGCAUCCGCACGGGCGAGGAGAUGACGGAGCGCUCGCUGCAGAAGGCCACGCGCAUCGUCCUGGACGAGUCCAUCAUCCCGCGCAAGUACGUGCGCGUCAUCCUCCACUGCAUGUACACGGACGUGGUGGAGCUGGGGCUGGUGCUGGGGGGCAGCCCCUCGGGGGGCCUCGGGGAGGUGCAGGUGAUGGUGACGGGGGCCCGGGGGCCCAGCCCCCGCACAGAGGAGGCCAUGGAGCUCUACCACAUAGCCCUCUUCCUGGAGUUCAGCAUGCUGGCGCAAG
This is a messenger RNA of Osmerus eperlanus (European smelt), 550 nucleotides long. Its product is annotated as BTB/POZ domain-containing protein 7-like. NCBI's taxonomy places the organism in Eukaryota, Metazoa, Chordata, Actinopteri, Osmeriformes, Osmeridae. Gene Ontology annotation, molecular function: protein binding. The transcript has a single exon. Gene Ontology annotation, biological process: morphogenesis of a branching epithelium. The annotation marks the transcript as partial. The record is from RefSeq and is a predicted model, not a curated record.